AUGCCGGUUGCGGAAUGGACGUUAUUUGGACCUGAGAUUCUGGACCAGACGGCUGAAAACUUGAAGUUCUUAAAAAUUAAGCUGAAGGAAGCCCAAGAUCGACAGAAAAUUUAUGGGGACAAACGUCGGAAGGAGCUAGAGUUUGAAGUGGGCUAUCUAGUGUAUCUUAAAGCGAUGAACUAUAAGGGAAAAGGGCGAAUCACCAAGAGGAAAAAGUUGAGCCCAAUGUACAAUGGUCCAUACAAGGUGAUUGAACAAGUAGGUACGGGUGCGUACAAAAUGGACUUACCACCAAAGUUAGAAGCCUUUCAUAAGGUUUUCCAUGUAUCACAACUACGGAAAUGCCUAAGUGAAGAGGACGAAGUGGUGGAGGAUGUGCCACCUGAAUUGCGAGAAAACCUGAUUGUGAAAGCAACGCCUAUUCGAAUCAUUGAUCGAAUGGUAAAGGGAUUGCGCAGGAAAAAUAUUAACAUGGUGAAAAUCUUGUGGAGUUGCGGUGAACGCGACGAAGCUACUUGGGAGACCCAAAAUAAAAUGAAGGCUAAUUAUCCUAAGUGGUUUAAGGAGAUGGGAGAAUAUCAACUUGAGCCGGAUUCUGGGACAAAUCCCUUUCAAGGAGGGGAUACUUGUAACGCCCGCGAUCCUGAAUAG
Molecule: messenger RNA, 651 nt
Organism: Camelina sativa (false flax)
Lineage: Eukaryota; Viridiplantae; Streptophyta; Magnoliopsida; Brassicales; Brassicaceae
Source: RefSeq, a predicted model, not a curated record